Molecule: messenger RNA, 522 nt
Organism: Papaver somniferum (opium poppy)
Lineage: Eukaryota; Viridiplantae; Streptophyta; Magnoliopsida; Ranunculales; Papaveraceae
Product: F-box protein CPR1-like
Exons: 1
Coding region: 1-522 (173 amino acids)
Source: RefSeq, a predicted model, not a curated record
AUGUUUUUGCAAAGACAUGGAGUGCUUUUUAAUGGAGACCUUCACUGGUUAGCCGUAGCUCAAGAUAAGUUUUUCUUACUCUCUUUUGAUAUCAGUAAUGAGAGUUUCAUAGAUCUACAACUACUACCGAAAGAACUUUCGGAGAAGAAUACAUAUAUGAUUCUGGGAGUGUUGGAAGGCUGCUUUUGCAUACUUGUCGACUCAUAUGCUAAUGGUAUUAGGAUUCAUCGUGAAGUAUGGAAGAUGCUGGAUUAUGGAGUUCAAGAAUCUUGGACUAGACGCUAUAUCAUUACUCAUGAGAGCAUCAUCUUGAACCAUAUUAUAUUUUUAAGUCCUUUGUGGUCUUUUGAGAAUGGUAAGAUUCUACUCAAGAGCUUCGGUAAGCUAGUUUUGUAUGACCCAGAACAUAGAAGUGCUAGAGAGCUAAAUAAACAUAGUAGUUUCACCAGGCUUGCCGUUGAAAGUUUAGUUUCUCUUCAGUCUCGUACUUAUGUUGGGGGAGAAGCGCGAAUAGAGGAAUAA